Molecule: messenger RNA, 2980 nt
Organism: Poecile atricapillus (Black-capped chickadee)
Lineage: Eukaryota; Metazoa; Chordata; Aves; Passeriformes; Paridae
Gene: SMIM32
Product: small integral membrane protein 32
Exons: 3
Coding region: 578-1288 (236 amino acids)
Source: RefSeq, a predicted model, not a curated record
UAGGUGUGACUCCCGUGGCUCUGCGGGCAGAUGUGUUCCCAGGAGGAGCCCUGGGGGCAGGCAGGAAAAGCCUCCGCUGCCACCCUGGAGAGCAGCAUGAGGCAGCCAGAGCAGCUGGCCUGAAAAACUGGGGAAAGAGAGAAGAACAAGAAUCAAGAAAACCUUCCACAGAGGAAGAUGUCCCUGUGAAUGAAGGGGUCCCCAGGACUCGUAAGUAAACACGCAGCCAUGAAAGGAGUGCCUGGAAAGCUCAAGCAGAAAGCCCAGCCUCAGCGCUGGCUCCACAGAGCGCCGUGAACUGGGAUGAAGAAAGUCAACUAAUGCUUCCCAGCACCAGGAUUUCAGCAGCACGGAGCCUCCCGAGACAGAGAACCGCGACGGCAAAUCCAGCAGGAUCUCCAGGCAGCAGCAGCCUCUCCGUGCAGAUGCCGUUCGAGCCCGGAUUUAUGUGAAUCCCAUUCCUCCAAACCAGCUGCGAACCCACCGUGCCUCCCGUUCCCGGACAGUGAGCGCUGCCAAGCCGUGCUGCUCCUGCCUGGGGCCAGCACCGGCGCUGCGAGAGCCUCUUCCUCACCCCAUGCAGGUGGAGAGGUGGCACAGAGCUCCCGGCACAUCCCCAGAGCUCCCGGCACAUCCCCAGAGCUCCCGGCACAUCCCCAGAGCUCCCGGCACAUCCCCAGAGCUCCCGGCACAUUCCCAGAGCUCCCGGCACAUCCCCAGAGCUCCCGGCACAUCCCCAGAGCUCCCGGCACAUCCCCAGAGCUCCCGGCACAUCCCCAGAGCUCCCGGCACAUCCCCAGAGCUCCCGGCACAUCCCCAGAGCUCCCGGCACAUCCCGGCUGAGCAGCAGAUGAGCCAGCGCAUCUCCCCAAACGAGGCGUGCUGGGGGAACAAGGGCCAGGACUCGAGACUGACUGCGUUUGCCCUCCUGCUUUACUUCUGCCGUGGAGGAAAUUUAAGCAAGAACAUGUACAGUGAAUUUCUCAAUUCAACCAGUGCCACUGAAGCUCACCUAAUGAUUCAGACCAACACUCCCUACCUGAGCAGCACUCCGAGACCCGUGAGCUCCUCCGCUCUUUACAUGUCGACAGCCAGGGUGUUAAAAGAAGGGGAAAUAAAUAAGCCAGACCUGGUGACUUACAUAAUUCUGUUUUUCUUUCUGUUCUUGACUGUGACAUUCAUUGUGUUCUUCAUAAACUGCCAGCUGAAAAAUUCUUUUUUUGCUACUCUUCCUUACGACAGAUCGCUCAGGGAGGCGAGGAACCCGUGGAGGACACAAGCUGUCUGACACUUCUCAUUCCAGCAGGAGCAGGCACCAGGAACCCUGAGCAAUGAGGUGUUAGUGCCAUGUGCAUGGAUGUGACCCCCUCUGGAGCAAUGGGCAGGAGGAGAUUGCUGAAAAUUACGCUGUAUGCCAAUCUGAGUAGCUGUAAAUAAAAAGCUCUGUUAACAACAGAGGAAAAUGCUUUAGCAAAUUGAUAGAGUUUUUGUAAAAAAUUGCCCCGUGAUUCCAGAUUAAGCUCUGUGUGUAUGCAAAUGUCAUCAUCCACCCAUUCAGUGUCCAUACAAGGAUAAUUGUAUUAACAGCAAUCUCUGAUUUGGGCAUCUGGUGGAGCUUGUUCCCCCAUGUUUAUGAAACCAAACAUCAAAUGUAAAAAAACCAGUGUAUUUACCUAACAGCUCCACUCUGAGAUGAGUUUACUUUCCAGACCCAUUUCUCCCAACUGCUGGAACUGCAUGGUGAUGCUGUGGGAGGCCUGCCAGGCAGGAGGAGAAAAUGAAAAAUGUUUAUUUAGGCUUUUGAUUGUCAUUCUGUUCAGGGUGUUUUUGAUGUUUGAAUGCGUCAUCGAUCAAGUCUUAAGUUACUACUUAUGUGAAACACUUAUUACCUACGGAAUUUAUUUUCAACUCUCACAAGCUGCAAAGGAAAUUAUUUGCCACAGCAUGAAACCAAAAUAAUCAAGAUGGGGAGAAGUGGGUAAAGAAAAUGAAUACAUUUAAUAUUAUGCAAACUAAUGAAAGGGGUGAAGAGAAUUCUCCAAGUUUGGCACACAAAGUGGGUAAGUUCUGAAAGCCAUAAAACACAGCUUUAUAGGAAUAGUUGCUGUACUGCACAGUAUCCCCACUCCUUGCUCUUCAUCUAAACCUAGCCCAAUUAGAAGCAUGAAUUAUUAAUAUGGCAACAGCUUGAUUGAACACUGGUCACUGGCAACCUCCACCUUUUCAAACUACUAACUAUCCAAUUUUGCUCUAAAAUCAGAACAAAUAAAAGCUCAUGUAUAACACUGGUAGCUGAAGAGCUAUUUUGGAGAUGCUGAUUUCUUGUAAACUUGCAGUUACAGCACAAUUCCAGAUCAAGCUGCAUGAACCUGGGAAGAGUGUCCAUAAUUCCCACAAACAGUGGGAAAAGGGAUUUUUUUUUUCUUUUCCUUUUUUCUUUAUGGCUCAACAUACAGGAGAAUCGCAGAUAUCCAGAAACACUCAGUCCUAAAUCCUAUUUUAGCUGCUGUUUUGGGUACUGGAUCAUCUGAAAUGGGGUUCAAAGUGGUUUCAGAUGCUGCUCCUAACUCUGUUCUUGACCUGCAGAGUACACCAGAGGCAUUGCAUGUAAAUAUGCAUAAAUAACUUAUUUCAUCCAAAUGAGGAGAUUUUACAAUGCAAUUACACACACAUACAGGCUUGCACUUGAGAACACAGACAAAAUGUGUAUAUGUGGAAGUCAGUUUGCAAGCUUUUUCUUUUUUAAUCCAAAAAUUUAACAGUUGAUAACACUUCCAUGUCCUUGUCUUUGCUACCAUGUUUUAUUUUGCUCAAAUAAGCUGAACUACUACAUAAGAGAUUUCAGUAUUUUAUUCCUUGUUACGUGGCCAAUACUUCCUCUGAACCAAAUUUAACUGGUGUAAUUCCAAGCAGUUACUCUAAUGCAGAAAUCAACAAUAAAUCCAAGUGUAUUUCUCUCAGCCCUUUUUGAAUAAAUCAA